UUAAUUGUACGACGAAAUAGGUCGAACGAGUAGCCGACAUCUCGGCAGCGCCUUUUCACGUUAUCCAACAAUUUGUACAAGUUGAAAUUUUUCUCUUAAAAUAAGAAAAUGUCUCUUUUAGGCGCUCGUGUAGCAAGCACCGUGGCUAGGCGCUUGCCUAACAAUGUAUCACAGCUUUCCGGAGCUGUCUUCCCAGCUGUAUCUGUAGCUAGCCGCAAAAUCCAUGUUGGAACCACAAACAAAACCAUGGUCGUGUCUUCCAUAUUGGAAGAACGUUUAAUGGGCGCUGCACCUAAAACAGACUUAGACGAAACUGGCAAAGUAUUGAGUGUUGGGGAUGGUAUUGCUCGUGUACAUGGUUUGAGAAAUAUCCAGGCCGAUGAGAUGGUGGAAUUCUCUUCUGGUCUCAAGGGUAUGGCCCUCAACUUGGAAUCCGACAAUGUUGGUGUUGUAGUAUUUGGUAAUGACAAACUUAUCAAACAAGGUGAUAUCGUAAAACGUACAGGAGCUAUCGUCGACGUUCCUGUUGGAGAUGAACUUUUAGGACGUGUAGUAGAUGCUUUAGGAAACCCCAUUGAUGGCAAAGGCCCACUGAAUACCAAGCAACGUUUCCGUGUUGGUAUCAAAGCCCCUGGCAUCAUUCCCCGUAUCUCUGUAAGAGAACCUAUGCAGACAGGUAUCAAGGCUGUGGACUCUCUUGUACCCAUUGGUCGUGGACAGCGUGAAUUGAUCAUUGGAGAUCGUCAAACUGGUAAAACUGCCCUUGCCAUCGACACCAUCAUCAAUCAGAAGAGGUUCAACAGCGCAACCGACGAGAAGAAGAAGCUGUACUGUAUCUACGUCGCUAUCGGUCAGAAGAGAUCUACCGUAGCCCAGAUCUUGAAGAGGUUGACUGACAGCGGAGCCAUCGGUUACACCAUCAUCGUUUCCGCUACAGCUUCCGAUGCUGCACCUCUGCAAUACUUGGCCCCAUAUUCCGGUUGCGCUAUGGGUGAAUUCUUCCGUGACAAUGGAAAACACGCCUUGAUCAUCUACGACGACUUGUCCAAACAGGCUGUGGCUUAUCGUCAGAUGUCACUGCUGCUCCGUCGUCCACCAGGUCGUGAGGCCUACCCAGGUGACGUGUUCUAUCUUCACUCGCGUCUACUUGAGCGUGCCGCCAAGAUGUCCGACGCCCACGGAGGUGGUUCCUUGACCGCUCUUCCCAUCAUUGAGACCCAGGCCGGUGACGUAUCCGCUUACAUUCCAACCAACGUGAUCUCCAUCACUGACGGACAGAUCUUCUUGGAAACCGAGCUGUUCUACAAGGGUAUCCGUCCAGCCAUCAACGUAGGUCUGUCUGUGUCCCGUGUAGGAUCUGCUGCCCAGACCAAGGCCAUGAAGCAAGUGGCUGGUUCCAUGAAGCUUGAAUUGGCCCAGUACCGUGAAGUAGCUGCUUUCGCCCAAUUCGGUUCCGACUUGGACGCUUCCACCCAACAGUUGUUGAACAGAGGUGUCCGUCUUACUGAAUUGUUGAAACAAGGUCAAUAUGUGCCAAUGGCCAUUGAAGAACAAGUAGCCAUCAUCUACUGUGGUGUAAGAGGACAUCUUGACAAGGUUGACCCAACCAAGAUCACACAGUUCGAGAAGGAAUUCUCUCAACACAUCAAGACUAACCACAAGGACGUUUUGGAAAACAUUGCUAAGGAAAACAAAAUCACGGACGCUACAGAUGCAAAAUUGAAGCAAAUUGUAUCUGAGUUUGUUUCGAACUUUAGCUCAUAAGGCAUUUAAAGUUUAAGUCCCAAUUGUAUAAGUCGUUAAUUACAAUAACUAAUUGAAAUAAUCUCCAAAAUUCAAUUCAAACAACGUCAGAUAAUUAAAAGCAUUUUUCUGUGGAAUUGCUGUUAUUAUUUUGUGUACUAGAUAUCGUACAAUGUACAUUGUUUUUACUCUUCAUCAAGUAUUGUAAAAUAAAACAAGUUGAAAGUGA
Harmonia axyridis is the source of this 1972-nucleotide messenger RNA. It is a transcript of the gene blw, whose product is annotated as ATP synthase subunit alpha, mitochondrial. Gene Ontology annotation, biological process: proton transmembrane transport; proton motive force-driven ATP synthesis. The record is from RefSeq and is a predicted model, not a curated record. Gene Ontology annotation, molecular function: ADP binding; proton-transporting ATP synthase activity, rotational mechanism; ATP binding. The transcript is spliced from 8 exons. The coding region runs from base 109 to 1764 and encodes 551 amino acids. NCBI's taxonomy places the organism in Eukaryota, Metazoa, Arthropoda, Insecta, Coleoptera, Coccinellidae.